AUGCAUUUCCCAAUCUUUACCGCUGCCACUCUGGCACUCACGAGUGCUGUAUCCAGUACGCCUAUUGAUCCUCGCCAGGCUACCACUCUCAAUGCUGCUAUGAAAGCCCGUGGCCGCUCAUACAUUGGGACGGCACUGACAAUCCGCAAUGACAACACGGAGCAAGGCAUCAUCCGCUCUGAAUUCGGGUCUGUGACGCCUGAAAACGCCAUGAAGUGGGAUGCCACGGAACCAAGUCAAGGUCAAUUCACCUGGAGCGGUGCUGACGCGGUUGCGAACUUUGCGACGCAGAACAAUAAGCAGCUUCGAUGCCACACGCUGGUGUGGCACAGUCAGCUGCCCGAAUAUGUGAACCAGAUCACCAGCAAUGCCACGUUGAUGAGCGUCAUGGAAAACCACAUCCGGCAAGUUGUGAGGCGGUACAAAGGAAAGUGCACGCACUGCGAUGUUGUCAACGAAGCACUCAACGAGGACGGCACAACCAAAGACAGCGUGUUUCUCCGUGUAAUCGGGGAGCAGUAUAUCCCCAUUGCGUUCCGCAUUGCGGCUCAAGCGGACCCUAACAGCCAGCUCUACUACAAUGACUACAACCUCGAGUACGGAACGGCCAAGCAUAUUGGCGCCAUGCGCCUCGUCAAGCUCGUGCAGUCGUGGGGCGUCAAGAUCAAUGGCGUCGGCUUUCAGGGCCACAUGGUGUCCGAGCCGACGAGCACACAGGGCACCGUCACUCCCAGCGUGCAGGUACUGACCAAGUCGCUGCAAGAUUUGGCCAGUCUGGGCAUCGACGUCGCAUAUACCGAGUUGGACAGUUGUCUCAACGUGCCGCGGUGUGUUGGAAUGACCGUCUGGGGUGUUUCUGACAAAUACUCGUGGAUUCCCACGACGUUUCCCGGCGAGGGCUCGGCACUGUUGUGGGAUGCCAAUUUCCAGAAGAAGCCUGCCUACACGACGUUCCUGAAUGUGAUCAACGGACAGACCGUCACUUCGUCUUGAUUCAGGGUUUGGUUUCUAAAAAGGAUGUAGUAGUUCCAUGCCGGAGCAUGCGUGGAGACGGGAGCGCCUUUGUCUUGGAACUGUCGAGCUGCAAGAGGGGAUAUGGUUUUCGCUUGUUGUCGUGCUCGUACGAAAAAGAUGCAGUAUUCCAAUCGUAGCAAAUUGAUCGUCCAGGCCUUAGACCUAUUAGACGAGCAAGACAAGCCACAAGUCAUGUUGAUCCAGCUCUUCUCCCCAUCCACUUUUCCCCCCUCGCUUCUCUUUCCCUGGCAACAUGGUCCGUCUCUUCCUCGCCACCACCCCACUCCCCAAUCCUCGUCUUUCGGGGACCCCCAUAUUUCCGCAUCAAGCAAUUCUCAAUCAUCCAUCGAUCGCUUGGAGCCUCAAGGCAUCAUCCAUGAAAGCGCCAUACUUGAAUGCUCUCU
This is a messenger RNA of Exserohilum turcica Et28A, 1418 nucleotides long. Its product is annotated as glycoside hydrolase family 10 protein. Gene Ontology annotation, biological process: carbohydrate metabolic process. Gene Ontology annotation, molecular function: hydrolase activity, hydrolyzing O-glycosyl compounds. The transcript is spliced from 5 exons. Bases 1 to 993 code for a protein of 330 amino acids. Lineage: Eukaryota; Fungi; Ascomycota; Dothideomycetes; Pleosporales; Pleosporaceae. The record is from RefSeq and is a predicted model, not a curated record.